Messenger RNA from Equus quagga, 3663 nucleotides. RefSeq names its product potassium voltage-gated channel interacting protein 2 (gene KCNIP2). The transcript has 10 exons. The record is from RefSeq and is a predicted model, not a curated record. The coding region runs from base 1397 to 2320 and encodes 307 amino acids. Gene Ontology annotation, cellular component: voltage-gated potassium channel complex. Gene Ontology annotation, biological process: regulation of potassium ion transmembrane transport. Lineage: Eukaryota; Metazoa; Chordata; Mammalia; Perissodactyla; Equidae. Gene Ontology annotation, molecular function: potassium channel regulator activity; calcium ion binding.
UUUGAGACGCCUGAGCUGAAGCCUGAAGGGGAGUCGUUGUCCGCGGUGCUGAAGAUCGCGCAGGGCGAAGGUGCAGCCGGGCCGUCAGAGUUCCCAGAUUGCCUUUCCCGUGCAGGCGGGAUUCCUUGGAUCAGACAUGAGGGUAGUCUUUGGCUCCCGUCAUCAGCCUGAUGGGCUGACAGAGAGGGGGCCCUAAAGUCAUACCUCAGGACAUCCUGGGGGCCCUCGACCGCUUUCCUUCUCUACUCCCACCCCAGGCUCGAAACAAAACUGGGGAGACUUCUGGGGGAAAAAAAUCCCAGCCCCGCCCUGCCUCUAACCCUUUCAGUCUUCCGAGCCGAGCAGGUCCGCUUGUUAGUGCGGGAGGGUGGGGAAAGGCAGCGAUCAGCAGCGGUCCUGUCCUAGCCUUAAGUGAAGAAAGGACUGGAGAUGAGAGAGUUGGGACCUGGCUGGCCAAGGCCUGAGCUUGGUCCUGGGAUCUGCGGAGUCCCGUCCCUCUGGCCAUAGAUCUCGUUCCCCGGACAGGGGCGCCCCCGUGUGGUGUUAGAGGAGCCACGCUGCUGCUUCUGGCUUAGUGGAGCUGAUUCCGAAAGGGAAUGUCGCCAGAUCAAGUGGUGAGAUUUGCGUAGAGUUUGCAGUUGACUCUCGCCUCACCUAUGUAGGAUUUUUAUCCAAAAAUAUGGAAUCCCAGUCGGAGGAGUGGGACUAUGUCUCCUGUAGGCUCUCCCAGCAGUUUGAAAUCAUUAUUGGGUCCUGGAAAGGUUUACUUUGGGUAUAAUCCAGGAAAAAGGGGUCAGGGCCGGCUCUGAGGGGGGUUUCUUCUUCCUCCUCUCCUGAUGCAUUUGACUGGCUGUCAGCGUAUGAUGGGAAAAUCUGUGAACCCGCUGCACCAGGACAGAGGGACACAAAACAGUUAUGAGAGAAGUGGAUUCAGAGCCAGGAGACAGAGACCAGCAGGGACACAUCCCUGCUGCCUCUUCUUUACCAUCCCAAUACACUGGCCAAUUCUUCCUUCUCCCUCCUGCUCUCUCUCCCAUUGGUCUAGGAAGUCUGAAAGUGUGGGAAGUUACCAUGACAACUGUGUCCUCUUACCCUUUCGCAUCACCGUAUCAAACUGAGAGGAGGAGGGGUGCGGCAGGCAGAGAAGGGGGAGCUGAAGAGGGGCAGUAAAAGAUAAGGUUUAUUCCCCUUCCAGCUCCCUUUUCAAAAUCCGUGGGUGCCCCAUUCCCCGUCAGAAAUCCAGAAAACAUUUCCAGAGAAGGCUGUGAGUAGAGUCCGUCCCCCCCUUACCGCUGUCGCCGCCUCGCACCAUCAGAGGAACUUUGGGGACGGGUGCUUCAGAUGAUGGGGACAUGGUGAGUUCCCCUCAUGUGGCCCGGAGAAGAUAGGGAACGGAAUGAGGCUCUCAUGUCUUAAGAUCCUGGUCUUGCCGGUCCGCCCCUCCGGCGCCGCCCACUCAGGGCCCAAUAGGAUGGGGGCGGAGACUGGACCGCCCAGGGCCUUGGGGGCGGAGCUUGGCUACUGCGCUCUGUGCCGAACCAUGAACCGAUGCCCCCGCAGAUGCCGGAGCCCGUUGGGGCAGGCAGCGCGAUCCCUCUAUCAGCUGGUGACUGGGUCACUGUCGCCAGGCCUCUCCUCACCCCACUACACACUCACGCACUACCACCACCACCAGCAGCAGGAGCAGGUCCUGGAGCAGUUUGGCCUCUUUGAGCCUGUCUCCUUGGAAGCCAGUGUGGAGGAUGAGUUUGAACUGUCCACCGUGUGUCACCGGCCUGAGGGCCUGGAGCAGCUGCAAGAGCAAACCAAGUUCACGCGCAAGGAGUUGCAGGUCCUGUACCGGGGCUUCAAGAACGAGUGUCCCAGCGGAAUCGUCAAUGAGGAGAACUUCAAGCAGAUUUACUCCCAAUUCUUUCCUCAAGGAGACUCCAGCACAUAUGCCACUUUUCUCUUCAAUGCCUUUGACACCAACCAUGAUGGCUCGGUCAGUUUUGAGGACUUUGUGGCUGGUUUGUCAGUGAUUCUUCGGGGAACCAUAGACGACAGGCUGAACUGGGCCUUCAACCUGUAUGACCUCAAUAAGGAUGGCUGCAUCACCAAGGAGGAAAUGCUUGAUAUCAUGAAAUCCAUCUAUGACAUGAUGGGCAAGUAUACGUAUCCUGCACUCCGAGAGGAGGCUCCAAGGGAACAUGUGGAGAGCUUCUUCCAGAAGAUGGACAGGAACAAGGAUGGCGUGGUGACCAUUGAGGAAUUCAUUGAGUCUUGUCAAAAGGACGAGAACAUCAUGAGGUCCAUGAAGCUCUUUGACAAUGUCAUCUAGCUCCCCAGGAGAGGGGAUCAGUGAUCCUGGGGGGACCAUCCUAUAGUCCUAGUGCAGGUGGACUGCACCCUUUUCUUCCCAGGUCUGUCCUCAUCCUAGCCCUGCCCUGGGGGCUGUAGGAAUCCAAGAGCCUGGGGAUUCAGUGGUCCAGAUCUGUGGAGCUGAAGGGGUCAGGGAAUGGGGAGAGCAUAUCUGCGGGGUGUUCCCAGCUCCCAACAGCUCUUACUCCCUUCCUGCCUGACACUCAGUGUUGAGGGUGCCCCUGCUAUAGAAGUUGAGUGGUUCUCCACCUUCCACCCCAACUCUAGAAACCACAACACUAGACAAAAUGUCUCCUGCUAUGGUGCUUCCCCAUCCCUGAUCUCAUAAACAUUUCCCCUAAGACUCCCUUCUCAGAGAGGCUGCUCUGUCCUUGGCACUGACUGGCCUUUCAGACCAGGGCCUUUGAGAGCCCUGUAGGAGGGGGACAAGAAUGUAGAGGGAGAAAUCCUGGGCCUGAGCCAGUGGUCCUAGGAGGUGGCUGGGGUAGAGAGCAGAAAGUCCUGGAGAUUGUCAGUGAGAGCUCAGGCAUGCCAGGCUGUGGAACUCUGAGCUCCAUAGGUCUGCUGUCCCAAGCCAUGAGGAUAUGAGUUUCCAGGUUCUUCAGAAAACCUUGUCUUCUUGGAAACACCACAGAAAUUUUCCAUACCAUUUUCAGUAUCCCAGGAGAGCCUGGGAUCCUAAUGUCUCACUCAUCCCUGGAAAUCCUUCCUCUCCUUCCUUCCUGUUUGUAUGGUGGUGGUGGCAGCAGGGGAAAUAUGGGUGGGAGAUGUCCUGGCUGAUACCUGCCAAAGUCUCAGCCUACCCUCUCUGAUGGCUACAGUUUAAGUUUUCAUUUGCCAUUUCCUCUGGAGGCAUAGAGUAAGUCAGGGACUAUCCAGUGGAUACCCUAGAAGGAGGGAGGCAGGCAUAGCAUCUGAACCCAGUGUGGGGGCAUUCAUUAGAAUCUUUGAUUUACCCAGGCUCUAUUCCAAGCCCCCACAUAACCUCCUCAGUUCCCACUUAGAGUCUCCUUUUGCUCUAUUGAAUCAACCCAGAGAUGCCCCUGAGCACACCUAGAAGGCAGGGACCAUAGGACCCAGGUCCCACCUCAUUGUCAGCACCCCUACCAUGCUGCCACCCCUUAAUACACUUGCUUGUCCCAUUUAGCUGACCCUCCCAGUCAGCCAGGAUCUGAGGGGAAGGGCCCCCAGAGAACCCCUUUUCUCAUCAGAACACUGUUGACUGCUUUGCAUUUUUGGCUCCUCUGUAUAUUUUGUAAAAUAAGAAAUACACCAGAUCCAAUAAAACACAAUGGCUAUGCA